Messenger RNA from Linnemannia hyalina, 1521 nucleotides. The record is from the annotation of a GenBank genome assembly. NCBI's taxonomy places the organism in Eukaryota, Fungi, Mortierellomycota, Mortierellomycetes, Mortierellales, Mortierellaceae.
AUGUCACCAACACUUUACAGAUUCAUCGCCGCAGAAGGACUCAUCCACCUUCUAGACCGCACAACCAUCAACGUCACCUCCCACAUUGCAACAUCAGCAGCCCCCCAGCACCUAGAAGUCCACACAGUCCACGGGACAAACCUAACCCUCAACGGCACCGCUCCAGUUGUCUCCGACUAUGCCACCAAAGAGAUCACGUCCUUUGACCAUAUGAUCGUCGACUUUGACGAGACGAUCACGGAUCAUGAUACGACGUCUUCGUUGGAUACGUUGGCGUGUAGUGUUCGGCCGGGGACGAAUUAUCAGGAACCGCAGAUGAGCUGGGAUGAGAUCCUGCAGGCUUAUUUAGACGAUUUAGAGAAGGUUGAUAUUAGUGAUUUGUGUCACUUGAACCGACCUCUGGACUUUUCUUCUGCCCAAGGGAGUUCUUGUCAAGCACCGACUGUGGAGGUCUUGUCACCACAUGGACAGGAGCAGGAAGGCGGUGGUCAACUCCACCACCCACAACCCAAAUCCAACUCCCCACCACUUCAAUCCACCACCACUAUCACAACCAAACCAAAACACACAAUCCAACCACCCAGCAAACAACACCAUCUCCUCGACCCCAAAGUCCGCGAGCUUCAAUGCCACAUCGACGGACGAACCUUCACUCCAGAACCGGAGCUCCCUAUCCCCAAGAUCCCCUCCUUACAACCCUGGGUCCAUUCUCAAGUCCGCAAACGAGCUGUCGAGAAGAUCUCCUUAGACAGAGUCUACGAGAGCGGGAACCUUGUGGGGUUAACACGGAGCCAGAUUCGACAGUUUGGGCGGGAGCAUAUCAAGUUGCGGCCGGGGAUGGUUGCUUUUCUGAGAGCGUUUGUUCAAGAGCAGGAUCGACUGGAGAAGGAGGCACAGGAUAAGGAGUUGCAAGCUGGAGCGAUAGGAGGAAACGAGGGAUCGGGGUCUGGAAAGGCGGCACCAUCAAAAUAUGCAAGAGGACAGCUAUGGAUCCUGUCGGUCAAUUGGAGUCAGGAUUUGAUCCGUGGAGCCAUGGACCAGGUCUUUGGUAGCGAGGAGGCUACUUCAAGGUAUCUCCCCGACUCGAAUCUGAUUUGUUCGAACCUCGAGUACGCGGAAGAGGGACACGAGACCCUCACCCGGCGACGGAAAUCCGACGCCACCACGACUGGAACUAUGGUGAACGGUAGAAACAACAGCAGCAACAAUGACAGUGGGAACAAACAAGGCGGCGAGAAUCCAUGCGUCCACCACUCAAGCGGCAAAGUCGAUGCCAGCAUCCUGACUGGGACAGACAAGUUGCAUGAAUUCAGGGAUAUCCAACGACGCUAUGCGAUGCACCAUGACCUUGCACCCUCAGAGACCAAAUGGGCGUACUUUGGUGAUUCGACUACUGACCUUGGAUGCCUGGUCGAGGCGGAUAUAGGCAUCAUCAUUGGAAAGAGCAAGUCCCUCUUGAGUGAGUGCGAGCGAUCUGGUAUCCAGGUUGUAGAUCUCAUCGAGCGCAAGCAGUCAGCCUAA